UGGAUAGUGUAUAUGUGUAGUAACAAAGACAGAUUUUCUUUGAGAGUUUCGUCUUUUUCACAAUAGCUGGAUCCCAAUGACGGAAUAUAAAUUGGUAGUUGUCGGUGCUGGUGGCGUUGGAAAGAGCGCUUUAACCAUUCAGUUAAUUCAGAAUCAUUUUGUUGAAGAAUAUGACCCAACAAUAGAGGAUUCCUACAGAAAACAGGUGGUGAUAGAUGGAGAGACAUGUCUGUUAGAUAUUCUAGACACAGCAGGUCAAGAGGAAUACAGUGCCAUGCGAGACCAGUACAUGAGGACGGGGGAGGGCUUUCUAUGUGUGUUCGCUGUUAACAGUACAAAGUCAUUUGAGGACAUCAACCAGUAUAGAGAACAGAUUAAGCGAGUUAAAGAUGCUGAUGAAGUUCCCAUGGUGUUGGUGGGUAAUAAGGUAGACCUACAGUCAAGGUCAGUGGAGGGUAAACAAGCCAAGCAGGUGGCAGACAGUUACAACAUCCCCUACGUAGAAACCUCAGCCAAAACGAGGCAGGGCGUGGAUGAUGCUUUCUACACCCUCGUCAGAGAAAUCAGGAAAUUUAAAGAGAAGAAGGGAAAUAUUAAGAAAGGGAAGAGGAAGUUAUGCCGAUUGUUUUGAGUUCUGUGAUUUCAACCUUCCAUUUCUUUGUCUGCAGUUUGUGAUGCAAUAUACAGCUCACUCCAAAAUCACUUCCAGUACUGGUCAGGAAAAUUCACUUCCAUGUCAGCUUGUAGAGAAUCAAACAAAAUCAUCCCACUCCUCUAUAUUUAUUGGUACAAGCUGUAAAAAAGUAUAUUUAAUUUUUUUUUCUGUGGAAUUUUAUAAACAGCAUAUUGAUUUGAUAAUAAUUAUAUGUGGAAUAUUUCAUUUUUGAUUUACCUGUAUGGUUAUUUUUUUUCUAAAUACUGCAUUUCAUACUGUAUUUCCCGUUUUCCACUCUGAUUAGUAUAUUUGUAGUUAAUUUCAUUUGUAGUGGCAUUGGUUUUCAGGAGUAUACAUAUAUGCCUCAUUAAUGCCAAGCAAAUGUUAUUUUGUUAAUUUAUAAAACUGCUUCUAUACAUAGCUAGAAUGCGUCCGUGAUUGGACUUUAUAAGCAGUGGCUAUGUUUUAUUCUCAUUUUAUUAUUUGGGUGUUUUUUUUUUAAUCUUGACUUAUACAUGUAACUGCAUUUAAAAGUCAUGUUAAACAAUUUAUUUAUCACUGUAUUGGCAUAUUAUAGCAAUUUUCAUGUUUGUGAUUGUGGUCUGAUUUUUUUUUAUCAAUAGUGUACUCACUAUAAAAAUUUCAAUGAAAAAGUUUAUUAAAACCGAAUUAUUGACUUUCAUUUAAUGUCAGUAACUGAUUAUAAAUUGUUGAAUAUAAAUAUAAGUCAUGAUGAUUUAAUGUUUGAAAAAAAUCAUGAACAUGUAAUUUAAAUCUAUGUAAUAGAGAUUUUUUUUUUAAAAAAAGUAAGAAUUAUUUGUUAGUUAAUUUUGAUUCAGGAAUGAAUCGUAUAAAAAACAUAUGUGGUUAAUAUUUAUAAGAUGUAUGACUGUCUCUACUAAUUGUAAACAUGAUUUUAAAAAUGAUUUAGAUUCAUCAUCCCUAUGCUCACACAUAAAAUUUUGCUUUAAAGCUAAUGAUAAAAAAAUCUAAUCUAUAAAUUAAAAUACUUAUAAUUUCAGCAUACGAUGUGGGGCAAAGUUUGACAGAAAUGGCCUUUUAAUUCAGCAAUUUUUUAAAUGGAGAAUAGUUGUUUAUCCCAUUGAGAGUUAUCUCUCUUAGUAGAGGGUCAGUGAACCUUAAGUCAUCACAUUUUUAUUAAUUGAAUGAAUAUAUUCUAUUUAAAUCAUACAAUGCAUAUGUAAGUGUAAUGCUAAUCUAUAUGUUAAUAAAUUAUGAAUAUAAAUUUUUACCGUUAAUAUUUUUAGAGGUUGCUGUAUGAGGAGCCUAUGCUGUAAAAAUUUUUGUCUGCUAUGAAGAACAUUUCCAUUAUAUAGUUCAAUAAGCAGCUACUAGUUUAAUUUGAUAUCUUUUUUACCAAGGUAUGGGGUGAAAUAACAGACAUGUUGGUAAUUUUUUCUAAGAGCAGAGAAUAACCUGAAUGUUCCAAAAACUAUACAUAGUAAUGUGUGCUAUGUUCCAGCAUAUAAAUGAAGUAAUAUUUCCUCUGUAUUUUGAGUUGGUCCAUCCAAAGAUAAGUAAUGGCUAGUUUGUAAGGCAUUAACCAAUGAAUAAGGAUAUAAUGUUCUGUAGAUUUAGCUAGUGAGUGGGUCAUGUCAUGGAACAGUAGCCAUGCUUCUGCUACAGUAGCAAAAUUUGUUAUAUUUAAUAUCAAGGGAGGUAAAUAGAAAUGAAAAAAAAAUGUAUCAGUAUGUUUAUUUCACUGUUUUUUGAAGGAUUUUUUUGAUCUGUAUUGAUGGUACAUGUAUAAUGGAUUUAGACGGUUGUGUUGGUAUUUAUUGAGCUUGAGCUCCGUUUCUCGGAAGCUUGAUGUACUAACAAUACCUUAAGAAAUCAAUAAUUAAGUUUAUUUUUUUUUCUCUGUAUGUAAUUAAUUGGUACUUAAUUGGUACUUGAAUGUACAAGAAUGCUUCGAGUAUGAUGUGCUUCAAUUUGAUAAGUGUGACCCCAGAUUCAGUAACUCGGAUGUUAAGGUGAAAUAACCACUGCUUGGGACUGCAAAAAAUUCGCGUUGCAGCAAGCUGUCUUAACGUCGUGGUUGAAUUUUUGGUUAGAACAGAACUACAGCAGGGUUAUCCUGUAUUUACAGUUAUCUAAAAAUGUUUUCAUAAUCUUAUUAAAAAUUGUAUAAGUGUAAUUGUUUCUACUUUAUUAAAAUGUAGUGAAGGA
Saccostrea echinata is the source of this 2845-nucleotide messenger RNA. Its product is annotated as GTPase HRas. Gene Ontology annotation, biological process: Ras protein signal transduction; epidermal growth factor receptor signaling pathway. The coding region runs from base 77 to 631 and encodes 184 amino acids. The record is from RefSeq and is a predicted model, not a curated record. Gene Ontology annotation, molecular function: GTPase activity; GTP binding; GDP binding. NCBI's taxonomy places the organism in Eukaryota, Metazoa, Mollusca, Bivalvia, Ostreida, Ostreidae. Gene Ontology annotation, cellular component: plasma membrane. The transcript has 9 exons.